Messenger RNA from Clupea harengus (Atlantic herring), 1988 nucleotides. It is a transcript of the gene lrrc2, whose product is annotated as leucine rich repeat containing 2. Lineage: Eukaryota; Metazoa; Chordata; Actinopteri; Clupeiformes; Clupeidae. The transcript has 11 exons. Bases 125 to 1360 code for a protein of 411 amino acids. The record is from RefSeq and is a predicted model, not a curated record. Gene Ontology annotation, cellular component: cytoplasm. Gene Ontology annotation, molecular function: protein binding.
GUCAUUCAGGCUGGCUAAAUACAGACACCUCACAGACACGCAGGCUGUUCACAGCUUCUGUAAACAAGCCACGCAGACAGAAACAAGAAAGACAGCCCGCAGAGACAAUACAGGAGACGUAAGAAUGAAGUUCGGAAUGGACACUGCAGUGCAUGGCAGCGCCUCUAUGAUCCGAAGCAUGUGGGAGAGUCGUGCGGAGAAGCCCAGACAAACUGAAGACGCGAUGAAGUUGGAAAUCAGGCGAGACACUCCGGUGUACGACCUGUCUCUGAUCCGAGGCAUGUGGGAGACCCGUGUGAAGAAGCAGAAAGUGAGGCAGAGGAGGGAGCAGGAGCGCCUCACACAGAGUGCACUGCAGAGGGUGAACCAGCAGUGGCAAUUUCGCAUAGCCUGCAGGAAGAUGAAGAGCAGUGAGAUGGUGGAGCUGCAACACUACCUGGAGAGGACGUCGCUGAGAGAGGUCACCAUUGAACCAUACCUCACGCCCACUGAGGGGCAAGACACAGGAGAUUCUGGGCUGGAUGUUGAAGAGAAAAGGUUCAUUUUUGAGCUGACUGGAGACCAAUGGAAGGAAGUCCCUGCCACCCUGUUUGAGAUGACCUAUCUUCGAGAAUGGCACAUCAAUGCAACAAGGAUUCUAAAGAUUCCAGAAUUCAUUGCAAUGUUCCAGGAACUAAGCGUUCUGGACAUACCCAAAAAUUGUAUUGACGAGUUACCAGCUGAAAUAGGUAAACUGACACAGCUGAGAGAACUGAACGCAAGUUAUAAUAAACUAUCAACCAUCCCACCAGAGCUGGGGGACUGUGAGAAUCUGGAAAGACUCGAGCUGACUUCAAAUGUCAAUCUCAUGGAAUUGCCAUUUGAGCUAAGCAACCUAAAGAAACUUGUGCACCUGGAUUUAGCUGAAAACAAAUUCAUUGGCGUACCCAUCUGUGUUCUGCGCAUGUCAAGCCUACAGUGGCUGGACAUGAGUAACAACGGCCUGAAAGAUCUCCCACAAGACAUUGACAGGCUUGAGGAGCUGACCACACUGUUCAUUCACAAGAACAAACUAACAUACCUGCCCAUGUCUUUGGCAAACAUAACAACCAUCAACAUGAUAGUUGUCACCGGAGAUGAUUUAACCAGGCUUCCUGCAAGGCUGGGGAACGAUCCAGCCAUAAAGUUUAUUCGAUUAUAUGAAAACCCCAUUGGCCAAGAGACACCCGAACAGGAGGGGGCUGAGGGAGAGGGAGAGCGAGAGGGCGAGCGAAGGCUUUCAGAUGACAGGGAGUUCCUGCACACCUACAUCGACAGCCUCAAAGAAAGAGACACAGCCCCAUUAUACACCAGAAAAGUUUCCCUGAGUUGCCUUCUGUGAGUGAUGGAGACCGAGAUGCAAUCAGCGUUUCAGGUCAAUGUGGCAGAACUUCCAGAAAUCACAUUGCAAGUAGCUACGUUUGUGUGAACUUCUACGUGUGGGUCAAAGGUCGAUAAAUGUGCACUUCCUGCUUCCUGUACGUUCCAUGGUCUGUUUCUCCACGGUCAUGAUCAAAUAGGCUGUCGUUUUGUGACGUGAAGAAUGUACUUCUCAAGGUGGUUAGAAGGGAUGUUGUUUUGACCCGGGAGUAUUUGCUGUGAUUCUGUUCCACGUAUUUAACAUUUGAACAUUCAGCAACAUCCAAUUCCUUUUUGAUACAGCAUGCCUGAUAACCGCAUUCAUUCUUGUAUGGUUUGACUUAAAUGACCAUUAGAUGGCAUGUACUGUACAUGUUUUAUCCAUAGUUUUUUUCCCCCUAAGGCAUCAUUUUUGUGUUUAACCUGUGAAUGUAGAGUGUGUUUUGAUGUGACCAAACAUGUUGUUGGGCAAUAGUGCUUUUGUUCGUAAGUGACUGGAAAUACAUAGAGUUGAGUAUGAUUGAGAGAGAGUGGGUGUGUGAAACUGAUGAUUUUGUAUAUGUUAAACUGUUUUUCCCUGUAAAUUAAAUGUCGUUUACUCAGUGACCUCA